Penicillium pulvis is the source of this 669-nucleotide messenger RNA. RefSeq names its product 3-hydroxyanthranilate 3,4-dioxygenase. Gene Ontology annotation, cellular component: cytoplasm. Bases 1 to 669 code for a protein of 222 amino acids. Gene Ontology annotation, biological process: 'de novo' NAD+ biosynthetic process from L-tryptophan; quinolinate metabolic process. The record is from RefSeq and is a predicted model, not a curated record. The transcript has 4 exons. NCBI's taxonomy places the organism in Eukaryota, Fungi, Ascomycota, Eurotiomycetes, Eurotiales, Aspergillaceae. Gene Ontology annotation, molecular function: 3-hydroxyanthranilate 3,4-dioxygenase activity; iron ion binding.
AUGAUGCGGGAAAAGGGAGACGACAUUGCAAUCCACCAUUUAAGAGAUAUUUACUACCCCAAUUUUCUUGUGCCGUAUUCACAGCCGGAUGAGCGCUUUGCCACCAUGGAAGCUCUACCAAGCACCCAAACCUCUACCUCUAUCCCCGGACCCUUUGCGCUGUCCUCGUGGCUUUCUGCCAAUGCGGAAAAUCUGAAACCGCCUGUAAACAAUUCAUGUCUUUAUUCUGGGAAGGACUUCAUACUGAUGGCUGUGGGGGGACCGAACACUAGAAAUGAUUAUCAUAUAAAUGAAACAGAGGAAUGGUUCUUUCAAGUCAAGGGGGAUAUGCUUCUGAAGAUUGUCGAGAAUGAUACACAAUUCCGCGAUAUUAUAAUCCGAGAGGGCGAGACAUUUCUUUUACCUGCAAAUGUCCCUCAUUCUCCAAGAAGGUAUAAAGAUACAGUUGGGCUUGUUAUGGAACGCACUCGCCCUCCGCGAUGUAUAGACCGGGUCCGAUGGUAUUGUGAAAACCAAGACGCCCAUACAGAGGCUCCUGGAAUCAUUAGAGAAGAGCAGUUCUACUGUGAGGAUAUUGAGACGCAGCUUAAGGAUGUUAUUGAAGACUGGAUGGGAAAUGAAGCCAGCCGGAAGUGCAGUUCUUGUGGUCUGGUUGCGCCAGCCCAUUAG